This is a messenger RNA of Chinchilla lanigera (long-tailed chinchilla), 334 nucleotides long. Its product is annotated as regulator of G-protein signaling 12-like. Gene Ontology annotation, molecular function: GTPase activator activity. The record is from RefSeq and is a predicted model, not a curated record. Lineage: Eukaryota; Metazoa; Chordata; Mammalia; Rodentia; Chinchillidae.
AUUUUCAAUCUGAUGAAGUUUGACAGCUACACACGCUUUCUGAAGUCACAGCUGUACCAGGAGUGCAUCCUGGCAGAGGUGGAGGGCCGCGCCCUCCCAGAUGCCCAGCAAGUGCCCAGCAGCCCGGCUUCCAAGCACAGCGUCAGCUCUGACCACUCCAGCGCGUCCACCCCCAAAAAGCUAAGUGGGAAAUCAAAAUCGGGAAGAUCCCUGAAUGAGGACGCAGGGGACGAGGACAUCGAGAAGAAGCGCAAAGGGGCCUUCUUCUCCUGGUCCAGGAGCAGGAGCACGGGGCGGUCCCAGAAGAAGAAGGAGCCCGGAGACCAUGUCCAAG